Messenger RNA from Prorocentrum cordatum, 775 nucleotides. NCBI's taxonomy places the organism in Eukaryota, Dinophyceae, Prorocentrales, Prorocentraceae. The record is from the annotation of a GenBank genome assembly.
GCUGGGCCCCCCCGGCGGCGGGGCGGAGGCAGCCGCCAUCGCGCGUCAGGCCGAGCGGGUGCCGCGCCGGGCGGCGCCCGUCGAGGGCGUGGUGGCGCACCUGGGCCGGGGGGCGAGGAUCGAUCGGGAAGGCGCUGCUGAGAGAGCUGAAGGGCGACGACUCCGAGGCGGCGCAGACAGCCGUUGUUCCUGCGGGGCUGCCCCAGCUGGGCCCCGCAGCCGGCGGCGGCGGCGCCAUCUCGGGGACUCUGAAGACGCGACCCAAGAGCAUUUGCUGCAGCAACCGGUGUGGCCCCAGCAGAUGCAGCAGCAGCAGCAGCUGUUGCAGCAGCAGCAGUUGCAGCAGCAGCAGGUGCAGCAGCAGCAGCUCCAGAAGCAGCAGCAGCACCAGCAGAUGCAGCAGCAGCAGCAGCAGAUGCAGCAGCAGCAGCAGCAGCAGCAGCAGCACCAGCAGCAGCAGCAGCAGAUGCAGCAGCCGCAGAUAUGCAGCAACAGAUGCAGCAUCCGCAGAUGCAGCAACAGCAGGUGCCGCAGCAGGUGCAGCACCCGCAGGUGCUGCAGCAGAUGCACCAGCAGCCGCAGCCGCAACAGCAGGCCCAGCACGUUCAGGUCUUCCUGGUCCCGGUUACGACCGUCGCCGCGCCGCCAGGGCAGCCGGUGCCGCAGCCCCAGCCGCAGCACCAACAGGUGGGGCACGUGCUCGUGUCGCCCGUGCAGCCGCAACAGCAACAACAGCAGCAUCUUGAGGCUCUGCGGAUGCAGCAGCUGCAGCAGC